Messenger RNA from Epithele typhae, 396 nucleotides. Its product is annotated as mitochondrial cytochrome c oxidase subunit VIa. The transcript has 6 exons. The record is from RefSeq and is a predicted model, not a curated record. Gene Ontology annotation, molecular function: enzyme regulator activity. Gene Ontology annotation, biological process: mitochondrial electron transport, cytochrome c to oxygen. Gene Ontology annotation, cellular component: mitochondrial inner membrane. Lineage: Eukaryota; Fungi; Basidiomycota; Agaricomycetes; Polyporales; Epitheliaceae. The coding region runs from base 1 to 396 and encodes 131 amino acids.
AUGUCCCUCAUUGCCCGUCGCGCUGCGCUGCGCGCGGUCCCGCGCACCAUCCCUGCCUCCCGCGGCUUUGCUGCUGCUGCUGGCAAGUCGUACCUUGAGCAGCAGGCGGCGACGACCGCUCACGCUGCCGAGACGACAGCCAUGUGGCGCAAGAUUAGCUACUUCGUUUGCUUCCCUGCCAUCGCUGCCUGCGCCCUCUGGGUAGGCCAAGUUGAGGCCGAACAUGAGGCUCACAAGCACCACCUGAUGGAGGAGAACGGUGGCAAGCUCCCGGAGCCUCCCGCGUACGAGUACUUGAACCGGCGUGCGAGCGGGCCCUUCCCCUGGGGCAUGAACAGCCUUUUCUAUAACUCUGCCGUCAACAAGGACAUGACCGCCGCGGCCGACGAGGAGUAG